AACCGCGGAGCAGCGAGACGGAGGAGGAGAGGCUGAGUGCAGGGGACAGGCAUCCAGGAUCUCCCCCGAUCCAGUCCUACGCCGCGGCCGCCGCCGGUGCGCCGCCACCGUCGCCAUGGGAACCCCGCGAUCAUCGCUCCUGCUUUCACCGGGGGCCAUGUCGUGAUCCGUGGGCACCGCCAGCGGGUUUUCUCUCUCCGUGAUCCGAGGCGGAGGAGGAGGAGGAGGAGGGAGAGGAGGAGAGGAGGAGAGGAAGGUGGUGGCGGCACGGGAAGAUGUUCGCCUCGGCGGGCCCUCGGGGCGCCCCGGCCAUCCCGGAGCCGGACCUCAGCCAUCUGACGGAGGACGAGAGGAAGAUCAUCAUGGCUGUGCUGGCUCGCCAGAAAGAGGAGGAAGCCAAGGAGGAGGCCAUGUUAAAGGAAGAGAAGCCCAUUCAAGCAAGAACUGUCAACCUGGUUGGGCAGAAGAAACCGCCACAGCAAAAUGACGUCAGAGGAAUCCAGCAGCAGCUGUCCAGCUACAGGGAGACGGUGAUCCGGCAGGCGACGGCGGCGGCGGGCUCGGCCGUCCAUCGGGACGACGCACCCACCUGUGGCAUCUGCCGUAAAACCAAGUUUGCAGAUGGCUGCGGGAACUUGUGUUCGUACUGCCAGACAAAGUUCUGCGCUCGCUGCGGUGGUCGAGUGUCUCUGCGAUCCAACACGGAGGACAAAGUGGAGUAG
Messenger RNA from Cololabis saira (Pacific saury), 722 nucleotides. Its product is annotated as regulating synaptic membrane exocytosis protein 1-like. Gene Ontology annotation, cellular component: presynaptic membrane; cytoskeleton of presynaptic active zone. The coding region runs from base 276 to 722 and encodes 148 amino acids. Gene Ontology annotation, molecular function: small GTPase binding; transmembrane transporter binding. The transcript has 5 exons. NCBI's taxonomy places the organism in Eukaryota, Metazoa, Chordata, Actinopteri, Beloniformes, Belonidae. The record is from RefSeq and is a predicted model, not a curated record. Gene Ontology annotation, biological process: intracellular protein transport; regulation of synaptic plasticity; calcium ion-regulated exocytosis of neurotransmitter.